GGUGCGAAGCGGAGCGGGAGCCCGGAAGAAAGGCGCCCCGAGAGAGCGUGCUGCCCGCCCGCUGAGAAGCGGGGCUGGCAACGGGGCAACCGGAGCUCCGGCCGGCGGGGGGAAGCGCUCUCUCCCGCCGCGCUCCGGACUCCGAAGCCGCCGCUCCGGGCUUGGCGUGGCAGAAGCGCCGGGAAAGCGGGCUCGGGAGGCCAGGGAUGCCGCUGCCGUCGCGCCGGGCGGCUGGGCUGGGACGCCGGGAUUCCGGGCGCCGGAGCUCCGGUGGAGUCGGGGGGCGCUCUUGGCCGCCCCGUCCUCGAUCGGCGGCCGCGAUAGAGCCCCCUCUGCGCUGGGGGGGGGGCGCGGGGGAAAGCCCGGCAGGGAAGGACGGCCCGGGGCUCUCACGGCCCAGGAUACUCGGGGCGGGCCGGACCCUCCUGCUUCUCUUUGGCCUCUUGGGGAGAUUCAGUUCCAGCCGCCCACGAAGCGGCGUCCGGGGCUCUCUCGUACCUCCCCGAUGCAUCCCAGGCCUGGCUCGGGAUGGUUCAAAGUCAUUUUGGGGAAGGAAGUGAUUGCCGAAGCUGAUUGGCGACGAAGAUCAGGAGAGGGGUAGGCCGUCUGGGAAGACCCUCUAGUCUAGCCAGAUCGUGGCCCUGCAGAGCGUGAAGGUGGGCUUGAGCCACGCGGCGUCCUGUGCCUUGCUAUUCCUCUCUGUAAAAUGGGGAGCUAGGCGGGAGUACCCGCAAGAGCCUCUGGAUUACAGCCAGGAGAACGAGGCUCGGACUGCAGGCGUUUUAAUAGUGGUGGGCCAAGGAAGGGAGUUGGAGCCGGCUACCUGCAGCAGGUGCCCAGGUAAGAGCGUUGCUUUCUUCUCAUCUGAAAGAGCCGCCCCUCAUCCUGCUCCACCAUGCUGAUCCUCCUGGCAUUUAUCAUCCUUUUCCACAUCACUUCAGCCGCACUUCUGUUCAUCUCGACAAUCGAUAAUGCCUGGUGGGUGGGCGAUGGCUUCUUCACAGACAUCUGGCACCAGUGCUUCAAUGAGACGAACUGUACCGCCUUGGAUAAUACCCUUCCAGAAUACCCGUCCAUCCAGACCGUUCAAGCCACCAUGAUCUUGUCCACGAUUCUUUGCUGCGUGGCCUUUUUCGUCUUCAUCCUUCAGCUCUUCCGCUUGAAGCAAGGAGAGCGGUUUGUGCUCACCUCCAUCAUCCAGCUCUUGUCCUGCCUCUGCGUGAUGAUCGGGGCCUCCGUCUACACCAACCGGCGCUCGGAGCUGCACCGGGGCCUCAUCUACGGCCGCUUUGAGGUGGAGAGCGGCCGCUUCGGCUACUCCUACGUGCUGGCCUGGGUGGCCUUCGCCUUCACCCUGCUCAGCGGCCUCAUGUACCUCGUCCUGAGGAAGCGCAAAUAAAGCCGGGUGGCUGGCUGGCGAGGGAGAAGAACAGCCCCCCCCGCCCCCCAGCUCUCCUUGAAGCGCUGGCAUUCCAGCCCCCCCCUUUGUGUAAAUAGAAGCGUUUGUCGUACAGCCGUGGUUGGGCCCCUUCCCCGUCCUUGGCGUGGCAUUACAAGGCCGGCGGGAGGACCGAAGAGAGGAAAGAGGUGGGUGGACUGGCACUUCUGGGCAGGGAUGCCCAGCACCAGCCAGCAGCUCAAGAGCCUCGGGCAUGCCAGUCCCCCUCCCGCUUUUGGGGCUUCUCUGGCUGUGCAGCUCCCCUCUGCAACUGCGGGGCUACCCGGCCUUAACCAAAGGUAAGGGCGGGGGCAUAGAGGUAGGGGUCUGGUUGGGACUGGCAGCUUGCAACAGAUGGCAGCCUCCUUAGCCCAGGUUCCCUUUUACGCCAUAUGAAAGGGGAGCUCCUCACAGCCCACCUUGCCCCCACCCCCAAUUCUGUAAAACCCUGAGAGCUGGCAUCUUGCAAUUUGGAGCAACUGUAGCGGAUCCCAGUGUCUUCUGGGUGCCAAGAGCCCCGCUCUGAUCUGCCCCCUCAAGUCGCUUUGUGCAACAGAGGCUCUCAGUGGGGCAGCUGAGCGUCUCCCUUUCGCCCUGCCCGGGGUGGGAGGGGCUCACAAGAGCCCCUCGCCAAGACGAAGCCGCUCCUUGGCGAUGCCCAUGUGUGUUCUGAGCUACCUCAUUGUGUACCACGUGGUCCCUGUCUCUAUCCACAGCUGGAGCGUUUCCACCCUUGGCGCAGCUCCAGACAGCCCUCCCUCUGACCGCAUCCUCCAGUCUACCCCAGCACAGAAUUCCUUCCCAUUUUGUCCUUUCCCCCAUUUUCUGAGGAACUUCAAACAUUCCUGUUGCAUCCAUCGUGGGAGGAAGCAAAGCCUGAUGAGGCAGCUCCGCUCAUCCUGAGGCAGCCCUGCAGGUGGUUGCCCGUUGGCGCAGGGAGAGGCUGGACUUUGGCAUUUGCACCAGAGCUGGAUGGUGUGGGCAAGCCUCCGAGGCCACGUGGGCAGACUUCAAGGCAGAGUGACGGGACCCAGCAGAGCCCAGGGAGACCCUUAAGUUGUUCUUAGUGACUGUCUUUGGCCAGAGGGAGUCCUUCUCCAUUGCUCCCUCAGAGAAACCGAUUUAUUCCUGAGCACUAGAGAGCUAAUUGGGGCUGCUUUUACGAACCUGAAAAAAAGGCUCCAUCUGCAAGAAUGACAGAUCUUCUCUGCUUUCCAAACAGCCCCUGCUUCAAAUCUGUAGACAGCACCGUAAGUGUCUUAUUAAGCGGAUGUUUGGAAUGAGUGACUGACUUUAUCUGGACUGAAAGAGCCUCCUCAGACGUGUUGGGAAGGGAUGUGCUGGGAGAAGACCGUUCCCGCUAGACAUCCCUGCCCUCUUUGGCCUUUUAAUGCUUUUAAUUUUGCCUUUAAUUCUCGCCACUUCCUCCCUUCGGGAUAAUUCCUUGUCCACCAACCAACCCUGCCUUUCCCCUGACCGCAAGCUGGCUCUUUUCUUCAGGCUGCAACUCUGUGCAGGUUUUAAAGAUACGUUUUUGCCAAUGGUGAACCUUCAUUCAGAACAACUAACUCCUCUGGUGAAGUUAUAGCUUGGAUUUAUAUUUAUGUUAAAAAAAUAGCCCUGUACACAAAGAUAUGUAACAUUAUUUACCUUUGUAUUUCUGACCCCUUCGUAAGAAGCAAACAGGAAGCCUCCCUAUAACCAGGCAACCCUGCCUUAUAAAUACAAAACAACCCCUUUUAACCGAGAGCCGCUCUACCUGAAGUGGAACAAAGCUCUUUAUGCUACCUGAGUUUUUCCAAGAUUUUGAGUGAUCCAGCAAUUGGGGUUUCUCAGAGGACAAAUCUGUAGCUCAAUUCUACCAACAGUGCCUUGGUCGUUUUGUAUUUUAUAUACCUAUUCAAUUGUAUAUAGAAAUAAAACCUUACAACCGG
Molecule: messenger RNA, 3372 nt
Organism: Ahaetulla prasina
Lineage: Eukaryota; Metazoa; Chordata; Lepidosauria; Squamata; Colubridae
Gene: EMP2
Product: epithelial membrane protein 2
Exons: 5
Coding region: 896-1399 (167 amino acids)
Cellular component (GO): plasma membrane
Source: RefSeq, a predicted model, not a curated record